AUGGCUCAUCGUUAUCCUUCGCAUCGAGAAUCUGUAUCUUCUUCUACUAGUCGUACAUAUUAUAAUAAAACAUUUGAAGAUACAACUGAUUUAUUUCUAUUUGCUUGUGCACAUGGUGAUUAUAUGCUUGUACAUCGACUUUUAGUAGAUAAUGAAGUUGAAGCUGAUGUAUCAAAUAAAAUGGGUAAAAGUGCACUUCAAUUAGCUAUUGAAAAUGAACAUUUUGAAGUUGUCAAAGUUUUACUUGAUAAAAUUCCUUAUGAAAAAUUUCGUGAUGCACUUCUUUUAGCAAUUUAUUUGGGUCAUACAAAUAUAGCUGAUUUUAUUAUGAAUCAUCCAACUUAUCGAACAUUUAGUGGUGGUUUUCUUGAUCCAACACAUCCACAAGCUUAUGAUGAUUCACAAUUCAGUUCUGAUAUAACUCCACUUAUUCUUGCUGCUCAAUAUAAUCGUUUACAAACCGUUCAUCAAUUAUUAUUCAAAGGUGAACGUAUUAAAAAACCACAUGCAAGUAUGUGUCCAUGUAUUGAUUGUGCUGAUAGUUCUGCUUAUGAUUCAUUUCGUCAAGCACAAGUUCGUUUAUCUGCAUAUAAAGGUCUUUCAUCUGAAGUUUAUAUUGCUCUAACAUAUCCUGAUCCAAUUUUACAAGCUUUUGAAUUAAGUCAUGAAUUACGUACACUUGCUAAAGUUGAACAUUAUUUUCGUGAAGAUUAUAAAAAAUUAGCUAAUCAAUUAUCAAUAUUUGUUACACGUUUACUUGAUAAUGUUCGAGGACAUGAAGAACUUGAAAUUGUUUUAAAUAAAACAGGUCGACCAAAUGAAGAAAAAUAUGAAAAUUUAGCUCGAUUUGAUUUAGCUAUACUUUAUCAAGAAAAAGCAUUUGUAUCACAUUCAAAUUGUCAACAAAAAUUAAUGGAAAAAUGGUAUGAAAAUUUAUCAGCAAUUAAAAAUGCACAUCUUACAAAACGUGUAUUAUUUUAUCUUGCUUUUAUUAUUUGUUUACCAAUUUUAUUAUUAACAUAUUAUAUUUUUCCUAAAUCAAAAAUUGGUUCAUUAUGUCAUCAACCAAAUUUAAAAUUAAAAGCAUAUAUUGUUUCUUAUCUUGCAUUUAUUAGUCUUAUUGUAGCAUCGAGCUAUUUUUCUAUAUCACAUUUACAAAAAACAAAAUAUCUUUCGGAUUAUAAUUCAACUAUUUAUAAAUUAUAUAUUCAACAUAUUUAUGAAAAUACUGAAUUAAGAUCUGAUUUAAUUAGUCUAAAUGAAGAUAAAUAUGGUAAUAAUAAUAAUAGAAUGGAUUCUCUGAUCAAAUGUAAUAUUAGUCUUCGUUUUAUGGCACCAAAUCCAUUUCAAAUAGCUAUUUUUAUUUGGGUUAUUGGUUUUGUUUGGCAAGAAAUAAAGCAAAUAUUUGGUUCAGGUAUACGUGUUUAUUUAACAUCACAUAGUAAUUAUGUUGAUUGUUUAAUGAAUAUUCUUUAUAUAUUAUAUUUUAUAUUUCUCUAUUCAACUAUGCUUUUAACACGUACAUCAAUGAAUAAAUUUCAUUCAUCAAAUUAUUGGAAUCAUAUUAAACGUUAUAAUGAGACAUUGGAUGAUGAAAAACAACAUCUUCUUACUAAAACAUAUCAUAUACUUUAUUGGCUUAAUGCUGAUCGAUAUUAUUGGAAUAGUGGUGAUUCACAAAAUUUAGCUGAAGCUUUUUUUGCUAUGGGAAAUGUUGCUAGUAUUUGUCGAAUUUGUUUUCUAUUACCAAUUAUUGGAUUUGUUGGACCAUUACAAGUAAUGCUUGAACGUAUGAUAAUUGAUAUUUCAAAAUGGAUUGUAAUCAUUUUAAUUUUUUUUAUUGCAUUUGCAUGUUCAUUAUUUCUAAUUUUUUCUCAUUUUGCUAUGGCUUUUCAACAACAAGAAAGUUUAUAUAAAUUAUCAAAUUAUACAGAACCAAAAAUUCCAUAUAUGAUGAAAUUUAAUAAUUUAACAGUAGAAAAAAGUUUUCGAUGUUUACCAUAUUAUGAGCUUCUAAAUCAAACAAUUCCAAAUAUAACAUCUUCCGAUCAAUCACGUAAUGGAAAUAAUGAUACGGAUGAGAGUUGUACAUGUUCUGAUGGUUGUGAUAAAAUAAAAAGAAUUGGAGCAUAUCCAGCUAUUUAUUAUUUCGGUGAUAGAUUUGGAUCAACACUAUUAACAACAUUUUUUACUUUAUUUGGAGUUAUUGCUGAAGAUGAUUUACCAGAUCGAGGAUAUGAACUUGUUUCAUUAACAUGUAAAAAACCUGAUCCACAACGUUAUGCAUUAGGUUUUGAUUUAUUUUCAUCAAAUCUUGGUUUUGUUAUUUAUGGUCUUUUUACAUUUAUUUCUGUAACUGUUCUUGUUAAUACUUUAAUUGCUAUGAUGGAAGAAACUAUUGAUACAAUUGAUGAUCGAGCUGAUGUUGAAUGGAAAUUUGCUCGAUCAAGACUUUAUAUGGAAUAUAUACGAGAUGGAAAUACUUUACCCGUUCCAAUGAAUAUUUGUCCAACGCCAAAAUCUUUUAUUUAUCUAUUAAAACGAAUAAAACAUAUGAUUUUGUCUAAUAGUUCAUCAACAAAUAAUAAUGAACGAUCAAAUGGAAAUAGAGAUGAUCAAUUAGAUGAUCUUAAUAUUGGACGUCGUAAUAAUGAUAAUAAUGAUACAAAUAAUAGAAGUAUACAAUAUGAUAGAUUUAAACAUGAAAGAAUCUUUGAUCGUCAACGUAGUUAUGUUGUACAUGAAACAUUAACAUAUAAAAUAGUAAUUGAACGUAUUGUUAGACGUUUUUUACUCUAUUAUAAAAAUAAACAUAUUAGCGAUAAUGAAGCAAAUGAUGGUAUUGUAAUUAAAGAACUUAAAAAUGAUGUAUCAUCAUUACGUUUUGAAUUAUUAAAUGAAGCUGAUAUACUAGAUGAAAUGCAUUUAUCAUCUAUUGAACCAAUGAAAAAAUUUAAUAAUGAUUUACAAACAUAUUUUGAUUUUGAAAAAAUCAAACAAUAUUUAAAUAAUCAAAAAAAAUAA
Rotaria sordida is the source of this 3024-nucleotide messenger RNA. Lineage: Eukaryota; Metazoa; Rotifera; Eurotatoria; Philodinida; Philodinidae. The record is from the annotation of a GenBank genome assembly.